AAGCGCUCAGGAAGCAGAGCACAGCCCAGGGGAUCGGCUUCCCGGUCACGGCUGCUGCCCGCCCCUUCCUGCCGCCGCGCUCGGUUCCGCCCGCCGCCGCCGCCAGGAUGAUCCCGCCGGUGCAGGUGUCCCCGCUGAUCAAGUUCACCCGCUACUCGGCGCUGCUCGUGGGGAUGAUCUACGGCAAGAARCGAUACGACUACCUGAAGCCGAUUGCUGAAGAAGAGAGGAGAAUAGAGGCGGAGGAGAAAAAGAAACGUGAAGAGCUGGAGCGGAUCGCAAAAGAGAUUGCGGAAGCAAGUGAAGAUUCCAUACUGAAAUAAACUACAGAUUUCGUCUGAAUUUCGCACAUGGGGAUACAUGGCUAACACUGAGCUCUCCAGUGGCUUUUGAACUCUGAUAUUCUGUCAAUAAAAUACUUACUAUACUUAA
This is a messenger RNA of Malurus melanocephalus (red-backed fairy wren), 432 nucleotides long. RefSeq names its product ATP synthase membrane subunit e (gene ATP5ME). Gene Ontology annotation, molecular function: proton transmembrane transporter activity. Lineage: Eukaryota; Metazoa; Chordata; Aves; Passeriformes; Maluridae. Gene Ontology annotation, biological process: proton motive force-driven ATP synthesis. The coding region runs from base 108 to 323 and encodes 71 amino acids. The record is from RefSeq and is a predicted model, not a curated record. The transcript has 4 exons.